Manacus vitellinus (golden-collared manakin) is the source of this 5321-nucleotide messenger RNA. RefSeq names its product peroxisomal membrane protein 4 (gene PXMP4). The coding region runs from base 2 to 643 and encodes 213 amino acids. The transcript is spliced from 4 exons. Lineage: Eukaryota; Metazoa; Chordata; Aves; Passeriformes; Pipridae. The record is from RefSeq and is a predicted model, not a curated record. Gene Ontology annotation, cellular component: peroxisomal membrane.
CAUGGCGGGUGGGGAUGGUCCGCUACGCGCUCUGCUCCGCGCCGCCAACAAGCUCCUGCAGCAGCGCCGCUACCAUGCCGCGCUCGCUGUCAUCAAGGGCUUCCGCAACGGCGCCGUCUAUGGAGCCAAAAUCCGUGCCCCUCAUGCCCUGGUGAUGACUUUCCUGUUCAAGAGCGGAAGUUUGAGGGAGAAGCUGAAGGCCAUUGCUCAGGCCACCUACGCCCACUCCCGGAACUUGGCCUACUUCGUCUUCACCUACAAGGGGCUCAUGGCAGCACAGUCCCGCCUGCAGGGGAAGAAAAUCCCAUUCCAUGCUUUCCUUGCAGCCUGCAUUGGGGGCUGGCUGGUGUUUGGUGAGAACAAUCCCAUCAACAGCCAGAUCAUCAUGUACCUGCUGUCCCGGAUCCUGUUCGGCCUGUCCCGGCUGGCUGUGGAGAAGGGCUACAUCCCACAGCCCAAGCAGGAUCCCUUCCCCCUCGUGGCUGCCCUGGUGUGGGGGACAGUGCUGUGGCUCUUUGAGUACCACAGAGAGACUCUGCAGCCCUCCCUGCAGUCCUCCAUGACCUACCUGUACGAGGACAGUGAGGUGUGGCACGACCUGUCUGACUUCCUCCUUUACAACAAAAGGACAGACAGCAAGUAGGUGCUUCCCUGCAAAGCACCUUUGGAUGGGAUGGGACCUCUGGGCAGCUGAGGGGAAAAGGUUAUUCUGUUGCUCUUGACCUGGGAUUUUUUAAAUUAACAUCUAUCAAGCAGAGUUGCCUCUUGUAUCCUGGCCAAAAUGUUCUGAUUAGUCUCUUGGCUCUGUUUAGAGCAAGUAAACACCCCACAGAAACUGUCUGCAGAAACGCACACCCCACAGAAACCUGCUGCAGUCUUUUUUAAGAGGCCUUUUUUUCCCCUCUGUGUUUGGGUUUGGGGUUUUCUGGGUAUUGUUUUUUAAGAAACUAAAUAUAACUUAUAAAGAGACAGCCUGACAGUAAGUGGAGAGUAUGAAAACAUGUUUUAGGGCUCACCUGAAUGCUCACAAGUGUUUUUUCUCUGUGCUGCUGUGCUCACCGUGGUGUGGUGGGAGUGGGGGACAUCAUGAAAGCAGGGAUGUUAUUUUUUCAUUGCUGUGGAUGGCUGGAAAUCCUGCUUAAACUGUUACAAGGACACAUUACAAGUUGUGUGCUCCUUGAGAGAGUUUAUCUGGACCUUUCCCUCUGGGAGACAAUAAAAUAUUUGAGAAUAAAACUGUUAAGAUUGUCUUGUACAAGCCUGGUAAAUCAUGCUUGGCAGGACUAUUUUUGCUCAGUUUCUCCCAUGCACUUGGGCUGAAUCUGUGCCUCUGCAAAGUGCACUAAUUAAUACCUUGUAAUUAUUUUAAACUUACUUGUAAAGUUUUUAAAAGCUGCUUGAACUAAAUACCAAAAUCAGUUAUGCAACUUGGGCUCCUCUGCAAACAGGCCGGGGCGUGUUCCCGCCCUCAGAUCUCACACUGAGCUUUGAAAAGGCACUUUUAUUUUGGGGGAAGGCACACAUGGGUUUCUCUUAGGGCCAGGAUCUGCCCUCCACAGGAGUGGCAGGGGUUGGCUGUAAUCAAAUUGGAAUGUACCUGUAGUUUGUGCAGGUUUGCUGCUGAGCCAGGUUGAGGCCAUGGAUGAAUGUAUGAGUGACUCUUAAAACUGCUGAGCCCCAGGAUGGUGCAGCACACCCUGGGCUGUAGCAGAAGAUUGACUAAACAACUGAGAAAGCACAAAAACUGCUUUAAAAUUAAAUUAAUAAAUUCAAGCUGUUAAUACACUGCCAUAUGACACUACACGGUUCACUCGAUGAUGUGCAUUCAGAUAAUUCCUGACGCACUGGUUUGAUGUGGUGAAGUUUCCAAGGGAGUCAUUAAGUUCCCUGUUCCCUUUUGGCUUGGCUGGGACUGUUUUGUUUGCUCUCCCUGUGUCCAUUUGCUUGUUCCUGAGCUGCUCAUGUCAUUGCAUAAUCGUGCUGAUGCUGUUUUCAUCAUGUUUUGAACUCUCUUUACCUUCCAGGCUCUGGCAAUUUGUCCUAUGCAAAGGUACAACUGAAACAGUACAUUGAACUUCAGGUGGCUUCUGAGUAGAAAAAAAUUCCCAAUUUCUUCUUAAGUGAUUUUUCCUUGUCCUCCUAAACUGUUUUGUUACUCUUAUGCAUAUUCAGAGUGCUGCUUUAUUUUUUGUCUUCCCACUUUUCUUUGAGCUUGUGCCAUGCAAACCCCUGAUUGUACAUGGUGUCCAAAAAACAAGAUACUUCUUUGCCAUAAUAACUGUCUGAGGUACCUUUAACUCCUAGUUUCACCUGCUAUUACAGUCUGGACUAAAUACUUCAAUUGGAACAUUAAUCAGCAUUUAAUCAGACCCCAGGAAAGUUAUAAAAGUCAGGAAUUGGGUUUGUUUCUUUGUGGUUAAAUAUUUUUCUUGGCAUAGAUAAGCUUAAAGAUUCAGAUACAGAAAAACUACUGAAGCUACAGAUCAGGUCUGACUCCUUUAUAAACAUCUUUAUUUGCUGGGUAGCUGAAGCAUCACGAUUUUCCUGUCAGAAGCCUCAGUGUUGUUCCAAAUGAGAACAUUUGUAUUCUGCUAAUAUUGCUGAAUUCCUCCAAGCUUUGAUGGGAUUUCAGAAAACCCUUCCACAACCUGACAGCUGUGGCUUGGGAAUUUCUCUCUAAAACUAUUAGACUCACAAAUCCUUGACCGUGUGUAAUUGUUGCAGCCAGAGAUGGCACGGGGCUGGUUCCGUGAGAAGUUUUUAAUCUCGUUUCAUUUGUAGCUGGUGUUUUCUUCCUCUGAGAAAGGCUUGUGAUUCCCUUAGAGGGCGAAAUGAUUUCCUUUUGCUAGUAGUUGUAGCACUGCAACCGAGUGGCUGCUGCUGAAGUUCUGAAGGACAAGUGGCCUGUCCUUUGUACCCAGACGUAGAGUCUGCGCUCUCUGGAAGGUGAAUCCGAGCCAAUACCCAGUUUACAGGAUCAACCUGGCAGCAGCGACUGUGUCACUGGCUCAAAGAAACACCCUUUUUCUCCUGGGAACGUCCCCCCAGUCUCACUUUGCGAGCACACUGUGCCCCAGCCUCCAGCCAUCUGCACUGGAGCCCCAGGAAGCAGCUGCCAUCCCUGUCCCUGCCUGCCCAGCCGGGCGCUGGGACCGUUGGUGUUCCCGCUGGGCCGGGGGCAGGACGUUAAGCUGCAAGUCACUGCUUUCCCCAGGGAAGCAAUUGGAACAGCUCCUUAAUGACAUCAGCCCCCAGUGCUGUCCCUGGGACCAGAUAGCUGGGGAUGAGCCCCUUCUGCCGCCAAGGUGUCGGAACAAUGCGGGCGUGUAGUAGGGAAGUGAACUAGAAGUAAUUUGUCUGAGUCAGACUUUUGGGAUACGUAAGUUACACUCCCUGCCCUCCCCCAGGGCAUUGUGUGGGGAGUUGAGCCCCCUGUUUGGGUUCCUUUUUUUAUUAGCAUUAAAACUAGGAGAAAUAAAGAGACAGUUGGGAAGCCACCUGCGAAUCAGCCAAGUGCUUAAGGAUCACAAAGAAAUGCCAUUUUCUCCCCCCCACCCCCAGCCCUGACUGGUUUUGAAUUUUAAGAUGAACAUGGGUUUGUUUGUCUACACCAGUUUAUUUUCUCCUGUUAUUUCUUCUUUGACACCUGGCUUAUGCUGAGUGUCUCUAAAGAGGAGCAGAGUGUCUCAAUCUUAGCUCAGUUCAUAAAAAAUUAGGAUUACUGGAUAAAAGUAAUGUUUAAAAUGAUACUUCUUCAGAUUUUAAGCCUCUUUUAGAGGCAGUUUUAAAGGUUAAUGAAUCAAACUGAUCAAAAGUUUUCAGCAAGCCUGAGCUUCUCAAGCAGGCUGACUAUCCUGAGCUAUUAAUCAUUUAUUUUAUGGAGGAACAAAGCAGGCUCGGGGUUGUUUACUGAUGCUGCCUGCUGCCCUGGCAUACCCACUGUGCUUCCCUUCCCUUUGGAGGACACGUUGUGUACUGGUGCUGGCUCUCAGGAUGGCUGGAGAACCAUUUCCGGGACAAUUACAUUAUUUAACAAAGGUGAAAAUUAAAUGGGUGCCUGACAUUUGGGUUAGCUAAGGUUUUCUGUGCUGUGUUUGAUCCUGUCAGCUAAGGGGAGUGCAUUUCUGAAAGGAAAGCCUGUGCUUGUCCAAUAAGUGCCACAGAGAAUCCCUUGAAAAGGUGUGAGCCUGUGUUUGUAGCAUGACAACAAUAACCAGAUAAAUGUCCAUGUUCAGGACAGGUGUCAUAGAAUCAUGGAAUGGUUUGAGUUGGAAGGGACAUUAAAUAUCUACUCCAACUCCCUGCCCUGGGCAGGGACACCUUCCACUAGCCCAGGUUGCUCCAAGCCCUGUCCAACCUGGCCUUUGGACACUUCCAGGGAUGGGGCAGCCACAGCUUCUCUGGGCAACCUGGUCAGGGUGGAGAGGCUGCAGAAGAGCUUUGAUGUCAGUGCUGUGAGACUUCCUUGCCCUGGUAGAAUAGAUCAAAGCUCUGCUUUAGACCAGGUUGGGUGUGGGUGGAAAUGCAGGGAUGAUCCCUGGCUUGUGAAAGAGAGCCAAGCCAGGCAUCCAUGGGGACCCCCAUGACCCCCUGUGCACACUGAGCUUGUGGAGUGACCAGAACCCUGUGGAGAUACCCUCACACAGGAGAAACUCCUGGGAUUCCAACUGAUUUUCACUGCAUCAGCACAAAUGUGACCUUUGGAUAAUACCCUGAGCCCUGUGCUGCUUCCUAUUGCUCAGGUUGUGUUUGUGUUCCUGGCUCGUGCCAACCUGAGCAGAAUGUGUUUUCUGAUGCUGCUUUUGAAAUCCAGCAGAUAAGGAGGGGGAGGGAAAAUAAGGCAUAAUGUCUGUCUGCCACUGUUAAUGUUUCAGGGGUGCUAAUCUUGAAUUGUCAACCUGUGUGUUCGUUCCAGAUUGUUGGAAGAGGUAACUUUUUUCUUUGCUUAGAAGAAUUUUCAUCUGUCCCUGGUGAUGAGGAAAGGAGAAAAGCAAAUUAAAAGCUCUCUAAUACAAGUAUUAUUACCUCUCUUUUUGGCAUAUAAUUUGUGCUCACAAUUGCUGUGUAAUCCAAGCCCUGAUUUUCUGAUGGUGUAGAAUAAAGUUAUAAACUCAGGUAACUUGUAUGACACUGAUCAAAAUGCUUGUAGGAAUAUCUCAGUUUUUGGUUUUAAAACAUGCAAAAGAGGGGGCAGUGUGUUGUUGAUGUAGCUCUGUCUACUCUGAAUUGAUUUCUUAUGUGGAUUUUAUCUGUAUAAUCACUCUUUGAAUAUUACAAUACCAUGCUUUCUAUAAGAAUAAAAAACCCUAAUUUUUGGUGGG